Molecule: messenger RNA, 1815 nt
Organism: Mesocestoides corti
Lineage: Eukaryota; Metazoa; Platyhelminthes; Cestoda; Cyclophyllidea; Mesocestoididae
Source: the annotation of a GenBank genome assembly
AUGGCAUCUGGAACAGUCAACGGUUCAAACAGUUCUUCAGACUCUGCCAAUUAUGCUCACAAUAUCGGACACGAUCUUGACUAUUUCGAUAUGGUCAAUACACUUGAAACGACCUCACUUAACUCUCAAAAGAAAAGUUCUUUAGUUGGAUCAACUCCCUUUGACCCCAAGAAAAGCAAGGUAACCGUCCAGCGCCCUGGCGAGCAAAAGGCCUACCAAUGCGGUCCAAACUUAAAAAAGAACAAAAAGACUGACUCAUUUGGUGGUGGAUUACGGACAACAUCAACAACCCUCCGCCAACCCCACUGGCCCCCGUUAUCGAUUCGCGCAGCCAUCACUCCACUUUCCAAGACGCCUUGCCCCUGGAGAAUCGGCGACAUGCGCGUCGGCGGGGCUCGACGUUGUCGUUGUGCCUUCUCCCAGCCCCUUGAGCUUUGGCCCGGCCGCGUUCUGCGAACGAUCCUUCGCAAGUGUCAUGCGCACAAGCCCAGGCAAACAGCCGAGGGAGUUGGACACGACUCGGCAAAGGAGAUAAGCAGGUGUCGUGACGAGGGCAACGCACAUCUGAAUCUCUCCAGGAGCCAACUCCACUCCCUCCCGACCAGCAUCCGCGAUCUCAGUGGCCAUCUGCGGGAGCUCUUCCUCUACUCCAACAAACUCGUUAGCCUCCCGAAUGAGAUCGGCACCCUGACGCAGUUGGAGAGUCUGCUGGUUCAGGAGAACUCCCUCACCUGUCUUCCAGACACCCUAGCAGAGUGCACGCGUCUGCGGAUACUGGACGUGCGGCACAACAAGCUCUGCGAAAUUCCUCAGGUCAUCUACCGCCUCUCCAGCCUCACCCACCUCCUGCUGCGGUUCAAUCGAAUUCGCGUCGUCGACAGGGCCAUCGGCCGCCUCAAGAACCUCCAGGUGCUGAGUUUGCGGGAGAACAAGAUCCGCAACCUGCCCUCCAUUCCGGGCGUCUGCGAGCUGGUCCAGCUCACCACCCUCGACGUCUCCCACAACCACCUCGAGCACCUCCACGAGGAGAUCGGUCAGUGCAAGAACCUCUCCGGUAUCAGCCUGCAGCACAACGAGUUGACCUCCCUGCCCGAAUCGAUUGGCGAACUAUCUCUCCUGGAGAGGCUGGGCAUCAGUCCUUGUCCACUCAUUUUCGGACAGAAUGGGCGUCCGGAGAUCAACAUGGAUCACAAUCAAAUAACCAAGAUUCCCUUCGGUAUCUUCUCCCGCGCCUCAAACUUGGCCAAAUUGAACAUGAAGGACAAUCAGUUGGCCUCCCUCCCCCCAGACGUGAAGACGUGGACCAGCCUGGUUGAACUCAACCUCGGGACAAAUCAGCUGACCAAACUGCCAGACGAUAUUGACCACCUGCUCAACCUCGAACGGAUACCGGCGUCCAUUCAGGAGCUGCGUAAACUGCGGGUUCUCGAUUUGGAGGAGAACCACUUGGACUGCUUGCCGACCGAAAUCGGCAACCUGGCUGAGCUGCAACGCCUCGUGGUGCAGUCGAAUCGGUUGACCGUGCUUCCACCCUCAAUCGGAAACCUCCAGAAUCUGGUUUACCUGGCUAUUGGUGAAAACGAUCUGCAAAGCCUGACACCGGCGAUCGGCAAACUCAAGAGUUUGGAGACGCUCUAUCUAAACGACAACUUCAAUCUGCACGAUUUGCCGUCGGAGCUGGCGAUGUGUUGUGGCCUUCAAAUCAUGUCGAUUGAGAACUGUCCGCUCUCCAAAAUACCCGUGGAAGUAGUCUCUGCGGGUCCCUCUCUCGUCAUACAGUAUCUGCGCCUUCAGAGCUCGUACGGCCAGGUUUGA